Molecule: messenger RNA, 366 nt
Organism: Linnemannia hyalina
Lineage: Eukaryota; Fungi; Mortierellomycota; Mortierellomycetes; Mortierellales; Mortierellaceae
Source: the annotation of a GenBank genome assembly
AUGUCUGCCAUCCAAAAGUCUGCCAAGCCCGGUGUCGAGGAACAGGUCGAGUCCCCUGUCCACCGCAUCCGCAUCACCUUGACCUCCCGCAACGUCAAGAACCUCGAGAAGGUCUGCACUGAUCUCAUCCAGCGUGCCAAGGACAAGAACCUCCGUGUCAAGGGACCCGUCCGUCUCCCUACCAAGGUCCUCCGCAUCACCACCCGCAAGUCCCCUUGCGGUGAGGGUUCCAAGACCUGGGACCGCUACGAGAUGAAGAUCCACAAGCGUUUGAUCGACCUCCACUCCCCUGCCGAGAUCGUCAAGCAGCUCACCUCCAUCAACCUCGAGUCUGGUGUUGAGUGCGAGGUCACCCUUGCCCUCUAA